UAGAGAGAAAGAAAAACAGAGACAAAGAAAGGAAGAGAAGGAAAAAAAUGUUAUGUCAGUGACCAAAGACACUAAUUCUCCUGAUAAACAAACAGGCUUAGGGUUAGCAUCACCAGCUCAUCCUGCUUUGCCUGGAUCAAUGGUAGUCAUAUCACAGAAACUCCCACAUUCUCAUUUAUGUAAGACUUCAGUCCAGGCAAAUCAAGCUGAAUGUCACCCAUAAACUGAUAUUUUCUUAGUCCUGGUAUACUGCUUCUCCUCCUACACACCUGCUUUGGUUCUGAUCUGCCACAUGGAAAACAAUAUGCCAAACAUCCUUUUCCCAGGUGUCCUUGAUACACCUGGGAGACACAGGUAGAGUAGAUUGUCCAGAGAGAGAUGCCUGUUAGUCUUGAGUCAGGCUUUUGUGGGUGAACAGACUUGGACCCAGGCAUGGAUUCAGUUCAUCACUGUGAACAUAUCAGCCUCUCCCUACAGACACUUCCCAAUCUACACAGAGCCAAAAGAACAGGCUGGGCAUGGAGAACUUCCUGACCUUCCGAGGCCAGCAGGAACAAUCACAUGACCAGAGGGUGACCAGAGCAGAAACGAUGCUCAUGGUGUGACCACCUUCCUUUUAUCUGAAAAACGUUUCCCUGAGUUAUUUUCAAUUAAGAAACAGAUUAAACGCUUACUUUUAGAAGAUUCUUAACACUCAGGAAACAACUUCCUCCUUUAUAAUUCACCAGUGGCUGUAGAAAACAAUGUAAACAACAACAAGGAAAAGUCCAGCUCAUUGGUCCACACUUUGGAGGCCAGGUGUAUAAAAGGUCCAGAUUUGAAGGACUCAUCAGAUUCUGGGAAAUUCACCUGUGAACAGCAGCCCACCCUCCACCCCAACACCAUGACCCACUGCUGCUCCCCUUGCUGCCAGCCCUCCUGCUGCAGGACCACCUGCUGCAGGACCACCUGCUGGCAACCUACCUGUGAGACCACCUGCUGCAGCACACCCUCCUGCCAGCCCAGCUGCCAGCCCAGCUGCUGUGAGUCCAGCUGCUGCCAGCCUAGCUGCCGCCCAACUUGCUGUCCAACCACCUGCUGCAGGACCACCUGCUGGAAACCUAGCUCUGUGACCACCUGCUGCAGCACACCCUGCUGCCAGCCCAGCUGCUGUGUGUCCAGCUGCUGCCAGCCUUGCUGCCGCCCCACUUGCUGCAGCACACCCUGCUGCCAGCCCAGCUGCUGUGCACCCGUGUACUGCACCAGGACCUGCUACCACCCCACCUCCGUCUGCCUGCCUGGUUGCCUCACGCAGAGCUGCGGAUCCAGCUGCUGCCAGCCUUCCUGUUGCUGA
Molecule: messenger RNA, 1333 nt
Organism: Lemur catta (Ring-tailed lemur)
Lineage: Eukaryota; Metazoa; Chordata; Mammalia; Primates; Lemuridae
Product: keratin-associated protein 9-2-like
Exons: 1
Coding region: 884-1333 (149 amino acids)
Cellular component (GO): keratin filament
Source: RefSeq, a predicted model, not a curated record